AUGUCCAUGCAGGAGAAUAAGGGGGAGCCUGCCUCUUUAUCCCACCUCCUCAACUCUGGAGACUUUGAAUCCAUCAGAGAGGACUGGAAGGACUGCAGAAACUGUCUGGAGUGCUCGAGGGACAAUGGCUGUGUGCGCUGUCCAGAGAGACUCUUCUUGUUCCUGCGUAGAGAGGGCAUGACCCAGCAUGGCUCCUGCCUGCACUCGUGCCCUGCCGGACACUACGGCCAACGCAGCAAAGAGGUCAACCGCUGCAUGAAAUGCAAAGCUCCCGAAUGUGAGAGAUGCUUCAACAAAGACUUCUGCACCAAGUGUAAGAAAGGUUUCCUGCUCUUCAAAGGAAAGUGCUUGAGCGUCUGUCCAGAGGGAACUUUCCCACACUUGGCCGAUUGCGUUGAGAACUGUGAGCUGAGUCCUGCAGGGCAUUGGGGAGAGUGGGGUCCAUGCCAACACAAUGGCAUGCUGUGCGGUGUCAGAUGGGGCCAGCAGAUCAGGACACGAGUGGUGUCUUGGAGAAUGCCUGAGGAGUCAUCUCCAUGUCCACCUGUGAGUGAGAGCAGGAAGUGCCGUAUGAAAAAGCGCUGCCCUAAAGAAUUUGGCGCGGCUGAGUUUGGAGACUGA
This is a messenger RNA of Chanos chanos (milkfish), 621 nucleotides long. RefSeq names its product R-spondin 4 (gene rspo4). The record is from RefSeq and is a predicted model, not a curated record. The transcript has 5 exons. The coding region runs from base 1 to 621 and encodes 206 amino acids. Lineage: Eukaryota; Metazoa; Chordata; Actinopteri; Gonorynchiformes; Chanidae.